This is a messenger RNA of Hipposideros armiger (great roundleaf bat), 1432 nucleotides long. It is a transcript of the gene PBX2, whose product is annotated as PBX homeobox 2. Lineage: Eukaryota; Metazoa; Chordata; Mammalia; Chiroptera; Hipposideridae. The coding region runs from base 40 to 1341 and encodes 433 amino acids. Gene Ontology annotation, cellular component: nucleus. The transcript has 9 exons. The record is from RefSeq and is a predicted model, not a curated record. Gene Ontology annotation, biological process: regulation of DNA-templated transcription. Gene Ontology annotation, molecular function: DNA binding; DNA-binding transcription factor activity, RNA polymerase II-specific.
GGCGGAGCAGGGAGGGGGCCUCAGGGCCCCCCCCCAACUAUGGACGAGCGGCUGCUGGGGCCGCCUCCUCCAGGCGGGGGCCGGGGGGGCCUGGGAUUGGUGGGUGGAGAGCCUGGGGGCCCUGGCGAGCCUCCCGGUGGCGGAGACCCUGGUGGGGGUAGCGGGGGGGUCCCGGGAGGCCGAGGGAAGCAAGACAUCGGGGACAUUCUGCAGCAGAUAAUGACCAUCACCGACCAGAGCCUGGACGAGGCCCAGGCCAAGAAACAUGCCCUAAACUGCCACCGAAUGAAGCCCGCUCUCUUUAGCGUCCUGUGUGAAAUCAAGGAGAAAACCGGUACGUGGGGCCUCAGCAUUCGAAGCUCCCAGGAGGAGGAGCCGGUGGACCCACAGCUGAUGCGCCUGGAUAACAUGCUUCUGGCAGAGGGUGUGGCUGGGCCCGAAAAGGGGGGGGGCUCAGCGGCGGCUGCUGCCGCCGCUGCAGCUUCCGGAGGCGGCGUGUCCCCUGACAACUCCAUCGAACACUCGGACUAUCGCAGCAAACUUGCCCAGAUUCGCCAUAUUUACCACUCGGAGCUGGAGAAGUAUGAGCAGGCAUGUAACGAGUUCACCACCCACGUCAUGAACCUGCUGAGAGAGCAGAGCCGCACGCGGCCGGUGGCGCCCAAGGAGAUGGAGCGCAUGGUCAGCAUCAUCCACCGCAAGUUCAGCGCCAUACAGAUGCAGCUCAAGCAGAGCACCUGUGAGGCCGUCAUGAUCCUGCGUUCCCGCUUCCUGGAUGCCAGACGAAAACGCCGGAACUUCAGCAAGCAGGCCACGGAGGUCCUAAAUGAGUAUUUCUACUCCCACCUGAGUAACCCGUAUCCUAGUGAGGAGGCCAAGGAGGAGCUCGCCAAGAAGUGUGGCAUCACUGUCUCUCAGGUCUCCAACUGGUUUGGCAACAAGCGGAUUCGCUAUAAGAAAAAUAUUGGAAAGUUCCAAGAGGAGGCAAACAUCUAUGCUGUCAAGACCGCCGUGUCAGUCACCCAGGGGGGCCACAGCCGCACCAGCUCCCCGACACCCCCUUCCUCUGCAGGCUCUGGCGGCUCUUUCAAUCUCUCAGGAUCCGGAGACAUGUUUCUGGGGAUGCCCGGGCUCAAUGGAGACUCCUACUCUGCUUCCCAGGUGGAAUCACUCCGACACUCAAUGGGGCCAGGGGGCUACGGGGAUAACCUCGGGGGAAGCCAGAUGUACAGCCCUCGGGAAAUGAGGGCAAAUGGCGGCUGGCAGGAGGCUGUGACCCCAUCCUCAGUGACAUCCCCGACAGAGGGACCAGGGAGCGUUCAUUCUGACACUUCCAACUGAUCUCGUCCCUCAGGGCCACAGGGGUGGGGACUCACAAGGCGACUCUUGAAGAGGAUGCAGGCAUCCAGAGAACAAACCCCAGACACAGGAG